GCUGCACUGGUAUUAGUCUGCAUUUGCAAUUGCAUCUUGAAACACAAUCAAUAUAUCAGUUCAUCUUCAGUUCAUUACUACCAUUAUUAUUAUUUUUUUGUUGACCAAAUUGUUAAAUUUUGAAUAGAAUCUUAAACAUUCUACAUCUCUUCUGUUCUUCUUCCCAUUAAAUAUGUAAGCUCCUCUGAAGACUGAAGAGGAGGAAAGGAAACCAUUCCAAUUCCCAGCAAACUUCAAACUUCCUUUUUAGUUCCAUAUACAUUAGUUAGUACCAUCUUCCAAAAGAUGGGUAAUUACUCAGAUGCCCACAUUUGCCAGUGCCUCAGCCGUCUGAUGACUCUCAGGCGAAACUCAACAGUCAUGAUUAACGUCGCCGCCGCAGAAGAAGGUGACUGUAGAAAAACCGGCGUGCAGUUCGCGGAGGGAGUGCUGAGAUUGGCCGACGGGCUUCUCCAACUGGGCCUCAAGCCCGGCCACGUCGUCGCCAUUGCUGCCUCAACCAGUGAUUCAUAUUUGGAGUGGUUACUGGCGGUUACAUAUGCAGGAGGGAUAGCAGCUCCUUUCAACUACCGCUGGAGCUUACAGGAGGCAAGAUUGGCAAUGAAUGAAGUGACUAUAAUGUUGGUGACUGAUAAAACCCAUGAUUACUGGCACUUCAAAUUGCAGACUGACUUAAGGUGGCAUGUUUCUAUGACCGUCUAACUUCAGCAGCCACGUUCUCUGAACUCGGCCAGGCUUUUAUGCGCACCUAAUAAUGCAGCUCUGCUAUGCUUUACCUCAGGACAUCUGGAAGGCCAAAAGGGCGUCAUGCUAAGCCAUUCAGCUUUGAUUGUACAAUCCCUGGCUAAAUUAGCGCUUGUUGGUUAUAGUGAGGAUGAUAUUUAUCUGCAUACAUCGCCUUUGUGCCACAUCGGAGGGAUAUCUUCAGCUCUGGCAAUGCUGAUGGUUGGAGGUUGCCAUGUUAUACCCAAAUUCGAAGUCAAGUCAGCAAUUAGAGUCAUAGAACAACACCACGUUACCUCAUUUAUCACGGUACCAGCUAUGAUGGCUGAUUUAAUCUCUUCAGCUAGGACAACUCAAACUACCAAGAAUUUUGAGACAGUCAACAAAAUAUUAAAUGGAGCUGGAGGUCUUUUACCAGGACUUCUUGAAGGUGCCGUCAAAGUUUUCCCAAGAGCUAAACUAGUUUCAGCUUAUGGGAUGACAGAGGCAUGUUCUUCUUUAACCUUCAUGACCCUUUAUGAUCCAACCAUUGGCUAUAAUCAGCACCAUCAAAUGACAGAUAGUAAAACUUCCGAUUCAGUUCAGCAAUUUGCUGGAGUUUGUGUUGGAAAGCCUGCACCACAUGUAGAACUAAGAAUCAGUUCCAAUGGUUCUUCUCAAGUGGGGAAGAUAUUAACUAGGGGCCCCCAUGUAAUGCUUGGAUACUGGGGUCAAAUUCCAAGCAAGUCUUCCUCCCCAGCUGAUGAAGGUUGGUUUGACACCGGUGAUAUAGGACAGACAGAUGAUUGUGGUAACCUUUGGCUUAUAGGUCGCAACGGCAGUAGAAUCAAGAGGGGAGAGAAUAUCUAUCCUGAAGAGGUUGAAGCUGUUAUAUUGCAACAUCCUGGUAUUUCCACAGUCAUUGUUGUUGGGCUCCCGGACUCUCGCUUGACGGAGAUGGUAGUAGCAUGUAUUCGACUAAAAGAUAACUGGCAAUGGGACGAAUUCAAUCCCUGCAAUGACAAAGAUCACUGCUUAUCCAAAGAAAUCCUACAGCAGUUUUGUAAAGAUAAGAACUUGACAGGAUUUAAAAUUCCCAGAAACUUCAUUUUGUGGAGGACUCCAUUUCCAAUGACAACAACAGGAAAGUUGAGAAGAGAUGAAGUCAAGAAAGAAGCUAUGUCCCGUUGGGUAAAUGAAAAUGUUUUCUCCAGCGGGGUGUUGCUAUCCAGCAACCUGUAACCGUAUCAACACAGCAACCAACCUGCAACUCUUAGCAUGAGAUGUCUGAGCAAUCGGUCCAAGACUUUGCUAGAGACAAAUUAGAUUUAGCAAUGCACGAAAAGAAACAUAAAGUCAGUCAGUUGAAAACAUCUUGCUCAAUUUUUGUACCAUGAAACCUGGAUUUAGCCAUCGCAAAAAGGAAAGUAAGGGUACUGAUUGGCAUUUAAACAUGCUUCUGUACACUUACAGAAACUAGGAUAUAGCCGACACUGAGGACCAAUCCAGCAUAAUAUUGUCAAGAACAGGAGAAUUACUAUUUUGAAUGCAUCACUUCACCAUUCUAAGGGGAAGAGGGUUUAUUACU
Messenger RNA from Coffea arabica (coffee), 2290 nucleotides. The record is from RefSeq and is a predicted model, not a curated record. NCBI's taxonomy places the organism in Eukaryota, Viridiplantae, Streptophyta, Magnoliopsida, Gentianales, Rubiaceae.